AUGGACAGCCACAAGGAUGAGACCCCCAGCCGCACGCAAACUACAAUCGAAGAGGACCCCGCGAGUCAGAGCUACACAGGAAACGACCUGGAUUCUUCUUUGGACUCGGCAAAGGAUGAGCCGUGUGAAUUAGCCCUCACACCCGAAGACUCGACGCAGGCGCCACCUUCAACCUCAGGGACCAGUGGUGGUGCGCCCAUCGUCAAGCCAAAGACCCAAGUCAAAGAGGAACCGGCGGUCACUCUCAAUGUUCCAGUCAAGCACAGGCUCGAAGAUGACGAUGAGCCUGUCCGGCUCAGCGACAUCCCCCCCUUCAAAGCCGAAACGAAACAGGAGGACGAGCCUGACUUCGGGCUUAGUGACAUUCCCCCUUUCAAACCUUACCUUCGGUUCAGUGAUAGAUCUUCUCGAGACCACGACGAGGUCGACACGAAGUCUACCACGUACAGCACUUUUCGACAGCGGGUUAACAAUGGCGCUCAGGCAAAGAUGUUGGAGAUCAUCCAGGAUAUGAAGCUGAAGGCUAACGCUCUCGAGGGGUGGAUGAGGUUGGUGCUUAAGAUGCAUUUGCCCCAUUCCCUACGCGGUUCCGGUAUGUUUUCCGAGCAAAGCGAAGCCAAUAGCGAAGAGAACGACGAAGAAGAGGACAACGAAGAAGAGCACGACGAAGAGGCUCAGGGAAUACCUCGACCGUUGGAGGAACAUGGAGAAUCUCCGGGCGCCAGUCACCAAAAACCGAAGGAUCCGCAGCAAUUACAUGUAGUGCAACUUGUGGUUGGAUUAAAGGAUGCCGCAGAAACCAUUCUGGAAGGCUCCGGCUUAUAUGAUUGGGUAGCGCUUGCUGCCCAGGGAGUUACGAACAUCCAGCGUUAG
Messenger RNA from Anthostomella pinea, 873 nucleotides. NCBI's taxonomy places the organism in Eukaryota, Fungi, Ascomycota, Sordariomycetes, Xylariales, Xylariaceae. The record is from the annotation of a GenBank genome assembly.